AAGGUAUUUUGUGUCUAAAAGUUAAGUGAACUAUUUCCUAUAAAGUGUAGGUACCCUUCGUUACGUGAUGCAAGAACUCCAACAACGACGAGUGUCUAAUAUACUAGUUGUGCUAGUAACUAAUUGCAGCUUUGCUUCAUUCAGUUAUUCAUACGUCUGAGCAAUAACUAGCUCAUUUGUAUCCGUGAGAGUAUCCCGGUGUCUAUUAAACUUACUCGUAACUAGAGUUUGCUCCUCAAAAAAUUCGUAGCAACACUUCAAUACGAAUACAGUAACGGCAAAGUGGCACUUUUCUCCCAUUUCCCUCGGGCGAGUAUAUCUUCAUUUGCGAUAUGAAAUGUCUAAAUAAACAAACAUAAGUACCUACAUACAUAUCCCUAACGAUAGCAACAAUAACUAGUUGUAGUCGUAGUUGUAAAUAUGUACUAACAAUGGGCUGCGUCGCCGGUCGGUAGAGUCCAUCAGCCAAUUAACAGCGCUAGUAACAGUAGUGAAUCUAUGUUGUAUCCAUCCACGAGCUAGCCAAACGAAAUCAUAUACACACUCUCACACAGCCAAGUUGUAGUAGAAGCAAAAUCAGCGAACCAAGGUAUCCAAAGAAGAAUACUCGCUAGGCACGAUUUGCAAUCGUCGGUCUCUGCAGCACCGAGCAACUGCGGCGGUGGCGGCGAAGUCAUCAGGGACAUACUCGUACAAAAAUCGCUAAGCCAGUUGUGGCCCACCGAUUGGUACGGAUUCAUUUGUAUCCUCAGCUAGAUGUCAGUACUGUUUCGAGGUUGUGUUGCGUUGGUUUCUGUUUUCUCUUGGCUGUUUUCGAAAGCUAAAGGCUUCUAAUUUUAAAUUUUUUUUGUUUGUUUUGCGUUUUUUAUGGCAUCGUUUUCGCUAUUUGUUUAUCUACUAAUUUAUCAUUCGACGAGUGCUGGCGUGUUUAAGCUGCGAAAGGAAUAAAGAAAAGAACAAAUUUAUUCACAAGCUCGUACGAGUAAUAGCACUUAUAAAAACGAAAAAAACUAUCCAAGCGUUGCGAGCAGUUGACUAUUUAUUGAGGAAAAAGCUGUGAGUGUUGUGCAAAUAAAUAAAAGUUUUAAUAAAAUCAACGCCAGCAGUGCAACAUUUUUUUUUUUAACCCAGCAUCACGUUACACAGUAACAACAAACAAAAUAGUGCUGCUUGCUAAUGUGUGUGUGGAAAUACAUACAUAUGUAAUAGACAAAAUCAAAUGGAAGUGUACAUUUUGAAUAAAAUACUAAAAAUAUUUUUUAAAAAUAUGCAAAAAUAUUUAAUGAAAAAUUAAUAACUUUUUAUGCCAAAACACAUCUGAUUCCAGCAAGCUAACUUUAAGUACCACAAUAGAGGAUUAAAUAUAAAGCUUUGUUUCAAUCAAAAUUUUAAAAACUAAGUUAAUGGUAAUCAAAAUACAAAAGCAAAAACUCAAUAAAUUUACAUAAAAAAGACAGCUUUAAACCAACGACUCAGUUCUUUUCAAUUCAAAAAGGAUUAUGUUUGACGCUGCUAACUAAAAAGAGGAAUAUUUGAAAAACAUGUACAACGUUUGAAAGGAAAAAAAGGAAAACGGACUAUUAAUCGGCUUGUAAUCGAAGAGGAGACACAAAAGUGACGCAUCAUAAAAUUUCGGCAGCUGCUGAAAGGCUCAAGAAUUUCUUGUAUCCUUAUAACUUAGAAGGCACUGCAAAGAUCUAUCAAACCCAAUUGCGACCGUGCUGUACACCACGCAUUGGCUAAUCAACGUUUCUGCUGGCUACAUAGCCAUAGGCUGGCGCAAUUACUCACACAUUUUUCAAACAUAAUUUUUGACUCCUCAGCGUUGUUGGUGGGUUGUGAGUAAAUCACAGCCAAUCAUCAUCAUAUAUAAAAAAAAGGCUUACAAAUGAAGAUGGCAUCCCAAAGAUUUUGCCUUCGAUGGAAUAACCAUCAAAGCAAUUUACUAUCUGUAUUCGAUCAGCUAUUGCACGCUGAAACGUUUACGGAUGUCACGCUGGCCGUGGAUGGACAAUAUUUGAAAGCACACAAGAUGGUUCUCUCCGCCUGCAGUCCUUACUUCAAUGCGCUAUUUGUCAAUCAUCCCGAAAAACAUCCCAUUGUCAUAUUAAAGGACGUACCCUAUUCCGAUAUGAAAUCCCUGCUUGACUUUAUGUAUCGCGGCGAGGUGUCUGUCGAUCAGGAACGUCUUACCGCCUUCUUGCGUGUCGCCGAAUCGUUACGCAUCAAAGGUUUGACCGAAGUGAAUGACGAUAAACCGUCACCGGUCGAACCGACGCCACCGCCACCACAGCUACAACGCAUUCAACCAUAUUUGGUGCAACAACAACAGCAGCAACAUCAACGCAGCAAAUCACAGAAUAGCCUAUUGGCUGGCGGUUCAAGCGCUGGCGCUGGUGGUUUGGCUAGUGCCGCUGCAUUGGCUGCUGGUGGUGGUCAACAACAACAACAAUCGCUGCUUAGCUCAGCGCUGGCCUCGAUGCCGAAACGUAAACGUGGCAGGCCACGGAAAUUGUCGGGCAGCUCGAAUGGCACCGGCAAUGAUUAUGAUGAAUUCGAACGCGAUGGCAUGAUGAAUGACUCCGAGAUGGGCGAUUGCAAAAUGGGCGAUUCAUAUUCGGGCAAUGAUGAUGGCUCGGAUGAUAAUCAACGCGAUUGUGGCGAUAUGCGCGACCCUAGUGUAAGUAGACGCUUCCAACAAAAUUUGUUGGCUUUGUUCAGUAUAAGUUGUGGGUUUUCGGGAUCCUCAAUGGUGUCCGAAUGGGAGAAGAUACGUUCGGUAAACAAUCAGCCAACGCCCAAACGUCAAAAGAACGAAAAUGGAAAACCAUCUAAAAGACCUGCGGAAAUAGUAAUACUAGCGAUUGCCUGCCCGGAAUUCAGCAUGUCUACAUUAAGACUUUUUAUUUCUUUUAUUCUUUUCAUAGUGCAAUUAAUUACCACAUCACCGGAACUAUCACAAAGGCUCUUUGGUUUGAUUAAGCCAGCAGCCACGGUUCAACCACAACCACAACAACAACAACAACAACAGCCACAGCAGUCACAAAAUGAUGCAACACAAACGACACCCACACAAGCAUCACUCCUACAACUUAACGAAGCUCAGGAUGCCAUUACGCACUUACCCACCGCCUUGGGACUAAAGGUACGUAAUUCUCUGCAAUUGACGGCUUCACCGCAAAAUAAACAACAACAACAACAACAACCACAGCCGCAGCAGCAACAGCAACAACAACAUAACAUCGCACAAAACACCAAUUCCCUGUUGAAGCAGCAGCUACGCGCCGGACUUAAAGAAAUUUCUACUAACAACGUGUCAAUUGAACCAAUAUCAAAUAAUAGUACCACUGAUUUCGGCUGCUCAGCGCUGCAAUCGCUUGCGAGUGUUGCUGAACGCCAAACGCCCAAUGCAAUACAGCCGCCAUCGGCUAACAAUUUACACCACCAGUUCUUGCUCCACAUGGCCGCCAAUCCCAUGUUAAAGCCGAGCGCUGAUUUCUUCCGACAACAGCAACAGCAGGCACAACAAAAUCUGCAUCAGCAACAACAGGAGCAAUUAGCUGCACAAGAACAGCAGCAGCAGCAGCAGCAACAACAAUCGCAAGCCAAGCAGACACAACCGCCAUCUCAAUCAACGCAAUUACUCGAGCAGGAGCUGCAACGUGAGGACAGCAUGUCGCCCACAAAUAUGGAUCUCAUACUCGACCAGACAGACAAGUCAGAGCCAGAAUUGACGCUAGCCGAUGAGACUGCGGGUUUGGAUUACAAAAACGCCGACACAUCACAAGGCAACAUGGAUGAUGCAGUCGCCAUUACAACAAUAACAAUAAUUGAUGCACCAGACAAUGAGAAUUCGAAUGCAAAUACGAAUUCGAAUGCGAAUUCGAACGCUGCUGAAGCUCUCACUACGACGGCGCGCUCAAGUGGCACCUCCCGGCGGCCAGUGCAACGACGACGUAUACGACGCAAAGCGCAAUCUACAAUCGACGAUCAAGCGGAACACUUGACCGAAAUGUCGGUGCGUGGACUCGAUCUCUUCCGGUAUGCGCGCAUCAACGAAGGCGUCUACCAAUGCACUGAGUGCGCUAAAGAAGACUUGCAAAAGACGUUCAAAAACAAGUACAGCUUCCAGCGACAUGCCUUCCUCUAUCACGAGGGUAAGGUGCGCAAAGUCUUCCCCUGCACUUUGUGCGGCAAGGAGUUCUCGCGACCGGAUAAAAUGAAGAAUCAUCUAAAGAUGGCGCAUGAGAAUUUUGUGGCGCGCGACGCGAACAGUUUCAAUCCGCUGAAUUAUUUGAUUACGGCGGCAACGGCGGAGGAGAUGCAAACUGCAAUAUACACGGCGAGUGCUGCGGCACAACAACAACAGCAGCAGCAGCAACAACAACAACAGCAGCAGCAGCAGCAUCAACAACAGCAACUAGCACAGCAGCAACAAAAGCAAUUAGCACAACAGCAGCACCAACAACAUCAGCAAAGGUCAAUCAUGCAAAAUGAUUACUUGGAUAACGGUAUCGGCGUUUUGCAUGCACCGCCACAGGAGCGUGACACAUCGAGGCCAACAUCGCCGAUGUCAGCUGUGUCAUUGCUAAAAUUGCAGAGUGACUUAACCAUUAAAAAUGAAAUUGUUAUAUCACCGUCGCCAUCACCUGAACCGAUACUGACUGUGCCAGCGAAUGCUGCCGCGGCAUCAGCAGCAGCUGCAACAGUAGCAAAAACAGCAAAUAUGUCAAUGCUACAGGCGAAACGUAUAACACAAAGACUGGAAGAGGUUAAGUAAAAUGGGAUUUAUUUAUACAAAAAAAAAAAUCUACUAAAGUAAGUUAGUUGCGGAAGUGGUAGUCAAAAGAAAGUUGCUAAGUACAGAGUGUUUAAGAGAAAUAAUUUUUAGUUAGCUUACAAACUUUUUUUUUUAAUCUAAAUAUUUUCGGUAGGCCGCAAAGUGCAACAAAUACAAAAUAGUAGUAGCUUUUGAUGUUGUGUCGUCAGUGUAAACGCAUAACUAAAGGGUCUGAUUUACAUAUAAAUAAAUAUUUAGUACAUAUAUGACAUAUAAGAAUUAAUACACAAUAAAAAUCAACUCAUUUACUUAAAUAAUUUACAUACACGCAUAAUUAAAAAAAAAAAAUAAUAAUCGCAAUUAAAUAAUGAAAUAUGCACAACUAAUAGUAAGUGAGACGCACAAAAGUUAAGCAUACAACAAAAAAUACAAUUAACUUUGCACAAAAAGAUUAGAUUUUUUUGUUUUACAAUUAUGGUAUUAGUUUUGUUCGUCGAGCAAAAAAUUUGUACGUAUACGCAAAGUUAAAGUUCUCUUGUUAAGAAAAAUCGCAAUACAUUUAAAUUCAGUUUUUUUUUUCCAGCCGAAAGAAUUUUAAAAACUAUAAAAUGGUAUUAUGUUUGAAAUGCA
This is a messenger RNA of Rhagoletis pomonella (apple maggot), 5410 nucleotides long. RefSeq names its product protein tramtrack, alpha isoform-like. Gene Ontology annotation, cellular component: nucleus. The record is from RefSeq and is a predicted model, not a curated record. NCBI's taxonomy places the organism in Eukaryota, Metazoa, Arthropoda, Insecta, Diptera, Tephritidae. The transcript has 6 exons. Gene Ontology annotation, biological process: regulation of transcription by RNA polymerase II. Bases 1889 to 4780 code for a protein of 963 amino acids. Gene Ontology annotation, molecular function: protein binding.